GGACAAAAGGCGAAUCUGUCUGACGGUGGAUUGAAACCCAAUUAGAAACAGAGGAGACAUUUUGGGAAAACUGUCAGUGUCUGUGUGCCCCGGCGCCCCAAGGCAAUAGAUAUAUGGUAAAAUAAACAUCUGUGGAGGCUCGUAGACUGGAAUAUUAAGGAUGUUCCAGCAGAGUGAGGAGCCUCGUUUCACCAUCGAGCAGAUCGACCUCCUCCAGAGGCUAAGGAGGACCGGCAUCACACAGGGGGAGGUCCUCCACGCCCUGGACACCCUGGACCACCUGGACCGGCAACAUGGACACAAGUUGACCCACAAACCUCCCUACAUGCCUCCCUCGUCUUCCUUAUCUUCUUCCAGCACCGUUGUCGCCUCUUCCUCCAUGACUUCCACCGCCACUCAGACAAGCUUCCCGAGCAACCGACACUCACCGUCACCCAGUAACAACUUCGAUACCACCUCCCCGCCUCUACCUAUUCCAGUAGCGUCGCCGGUCGCCAUGGCAGCGGUAGUCCAGAACGGCCUAGUUGCCGUCACCAAUGGGAAGCUGUCACCGCCUCGGUUUCCUCUCGGCGUGGUUAGUGGCAGCGUGACGGCACCAGGCUACGGGUUUGAGACCAGUGAGGAGGACAUGGAUGUUGAUGACAAGGUGGAGGACUUAAUGAGGAGGGACAGCGCUAUGAUCAAAGAAGAAAUUAAGUCCUUCCUGGCAAACAGGCGCAUCUCCCAGGCUGUGGUCGCUCAGGUAACAGGGAUCAGUCAGAGUCGGAUCUCACACUGGCUCCUCCAGCAGGGGUCGGACCUCAGCGAGCAGAAGAAGCGAGCCUUCUUCCGCUGGUACCAGCUGGAGAAGACCAACCCUGGUGCCACUCUUGCGAUGCGAGCCGCCCCGCUGGCUCUGGAGGACGUGAUGGACUGGCACCAAGCCCCGCCUCCGUUUGGCUCCGCCCCCGGAGGCUUCCGUCUGCGGCGAGGGAGCAGGUUCACCUGGAGGAAGGAGUGUCUGGCUGUUAUGGAGAGCUACUUCAUGGAUAACCAGUACCCUGAUGAAGCAAAGAGAGAGGAGAUUGCCACUGCCUGCAAUGCUGUUAUUCAGAAACCAGGAAAGAAGCUGUCUGAUCUGGAGAGGGUAACUUCUCUGAAGGUCUACAACUGGUUUGCCAACCGCCGCAAAGACAUCAAGAGGCGCGCUAAUAUUGAAGCAGCCAUCUUGGAGAGCCACGGCAUCGAGGUUCAGAGUCCAGGUGGUCAGUCCAACAGCGACGAGGUGGAUGGUAACGACUUCCCUGAUCAGGGCUGUGAGGUGUCCUUAUUUGACAAGAGAACUUCAGCCAGGCAGUUUGGUUUCAGUCGAGCUGACCUGUCCUCUCCAACCCAGGUACCCACGCUGCUCCCAAGCUGGUUUUCAGCCCUCGGUAGAGGAGGCUUGUCUGGACAGAGGGGAGGUUCUCUGAUUGGGCGCUCCCUAGUGUCCGGGGCAGGCGCUCAGGCGGAAGGUUCCAGAUUGACAGGCGUGUCCUGGUCUCCUCCUUCCCCCUCCCUCCAGGACGAACCCACCAUUCACAGCGAGCUGUCCGAGACCCAGGACCCGAUCGUUUUGGAGAAGACGGCCGUCAGUCACAGCGAUCAAGCCCUGGCCAAUCAGGUGGACGGGGCGGGGUGCAGCAUUGGAAAUGACAUCAAGACGGAAACAUUGGAGGACGACUGAAACAGCCGGUGUAAACCGGAGUUGUGAGUUUGAUGAAUGGAACAGGAUCAGAGGUGUGUUAAUAUGCAAGCAGAUUUUAUAGGAAUGUAAUAAGUGGAAAAAAAAAGACCAAAAGUCGUGUAAACUCCAACCCUGAGAUACCUCCCAACCCUACCUCCAACCACCAACCUGCUCUGCUACGCUCUUAUAGGCAUUACUAGUAUAUAAUAAUAAUUAUAAUAAUAAUAAUAAUAAACUUUUAUUUGUUAAAGUGCUCCCCAGCAGGCUAUGGAAGAUUAAACAUGCCGAAAUAAACACAAA
This is a messenger RNA of Centropristis striata (black sea bass), 2005 nucleotides long. Its product is annotated as homeobox-containing protein 1-like. The transcript is spliced from 10 exons. Gene Ontology annotation, cellular component: nucleus. The record is from RefSeq and is a predicted model, not a curated record. Gene Ontology annotation, biological process: positive regulation of DNA-templated transcription. Gene Ontology annotation, molecular function: double-stranded telomeric DNA binding. The coding region runs from base 161 to 1705 and encodes 514 amino acids. Lineage: Eukaryota; Metazoa; Chordata; Actinopteri; Perciformes; Serranidae.